AGGAGAAGGAAGAAGAAGAAACAACAACAAGAAGUUGCUGCAGGGAGAAAAGGGUUCUCCUCGCUUCAGGGCUGCUCUCCUCCCAACAGAGGAAAGACUGAGUUUAUUUCUGUUUGGGGAGGGGCUGAUGACCAGAAGCCAGCAUUAAUAAGUCAAUUUUCUGGGGGAGGCAAGGAGAGGUAUUUCUUUUAUGUUGUGGGUAUUUUUGCUUAAGAGAACUGCUCGGCUUACCCUGAGGCCCACCUUUAAAUACCGUGAAUAAACCAAAGUUAAGAAUUAAAAACCUCCGGAGUAGGACUGAUUAACUCCAGCCCUGCCGCCAGUAGAAGAAACAUUGAGGCUGAUGGGAUAAAAGAGGUACCUAGUCACACGUAGUGUUAGAGGUGGGAUUGACAGAGUGGAAUACCCUGGGGACAAGGUAGAUCAUUCCUGAGCAUGGACCACGUGGUGAGGAUGUUGUUGCAGGCCACUAUGGCACAAUAAGAGGCUACCAGAGUCCAGACGGCCACUCAGCAGGAGUCUGUACAAAUACAAGAGACAAUUCAACUGCUGAUGAACCCAGUGGCACAGGAGUGAGCCACCCUACAGGAAGUAGUGAGAUAAUUGAAAGCCCUGACUCCUCUGAGAGAUGGCCACAAUGGAACACGAUCCUUAAAGGCCAGCAGUUACCUACAAAAGGUGACAACAGAGUAGAUGUUGAGGUUUUAUCUCCUCGCAUUUGAAAGAACAGCCCUGUGUGAGGCCUGGAGUUGUCAAAUAUCCUUGCUCCCUUCCUGUGUGGUGAGGCCCAGAAGGCCUACUAUGAUAUGGCAGUGUAAACUGCUAAAGAUUUCGGCCAGUUGGAAACUGCGAUCCUGGGGAGAUCCAGAGUAACUACAGUCAUAAGGGCCCAGAGAUUCCAUGAGUGGAGGUUCCAAGAGAACAAAAGCACCAAGACCACAACUGUUCUACCUGAUCCAUCUAACGCAGAAGUAGCUGAGUCCCGACACCCACACUGUGCUAAUAUAUAAAUGUAAUAGAACUCUUGUUUUGGACAGAUUCCUGAGAGGACCUGCUGCCAGACCUGCGAGGGUGAGUUUGCUGAAAUGACAGCGCCCGCUUACGAUGAUUUGGUCACCCUCACAGACAGACACUUAAUGGCCAGAGAGCUUUCUCAGACUACCAGAGAAGAGAUGCACCAGACCAGGAAACCAGCCUCAGUCCUGAAGGUGUGUGCUCAGCACCAAUCACAGGUAUGGCUGGAGCCACAGCUCAUCAGGGGUGAGUCCCAGCCUCACCCGGUCCCAUGUGAGCUCCGCUGUUUGAGACUCGAGACACGUACAACUCCCACUGCAUUUCACGAUCUGAGAUACCCUGAUGAUAAAGCGAGCCAUGGGUAGCGUCCGAGUUAACAGGUACAGCAUUGUCUCAACUGAAGAGGAUGGGCACAAGGUCUCUGCUCUAGGCAACAUGAAUGGGCACAGCUGGAAUGGGAAAGGACAUGUCCCCAGGCGGAAACGCCGUAACCGUUUUGUGAAGAAGAAUGGCCAGUGCAACGUGUACUUUGCCAACCUGAGCAACAAGUCUCAACGCUACAUGGCCGACAUCUUCACCACAUGUGUGGACACUCGCUGGCGCUACAUGUUUAUGAUCUUCUCAGCAGCCUUCCUGGUCUCCUGGCUCUUCUUCGGCUUCCUCUUCUGGUGCAUUGCUUUCUUCCAUGGUGAUCUGGUUGCCACUGGGGUGGGCGGUGUCCCCAGUACUGCAAAACCCUGCAUCAUGCAUGUCAAUGGCUUCCUAGGAGCCUUUCUCUUCUCGGUGGAGACACAGACCACCAUUGGGUAUGGGUUCCGUUGUGUGACUGAGGAGUGCCCGCUGGCCAUCAUGGCAGUAGUGGUCCAGUCCAUCGUGGGCUGUGUCAUCGACUCCUUCAUGAUCGGCACCAUCAUGGCCAAGAUGGCGCGGCCCAAGAAACGGGCCCAGACCCUCCUUUUCAGCCAUCAUGCUGUCAUCUCUGUGCGUGAUGGCAAACUGUGCCUCAUGUGGCGAGUGGGAAACUUGCGGAGGAGUCACAUUGUGGAGGCUCAUGUCCGGGCUCAGCUCAUCAAGCCCUACAUGACACAGGAAGGUGAGUACCUCCCGCUGGACCAGCGGGACCUCAACGUGGGCUACGACAUAGGCCUUGACCGUAUAUUCCUGGUGUCCCCCAUUAUCAUUGUCCAUGAGAUUGAUGAGGAGAGCCCACUCUACGGAAUGGGCAAGGAGGAGCUUGAGAUGGAGGACUUUGAGAUUGUUGUCAUCCUGGAGGGGAUGGUGGAGGCCACAGCCAUGACCACCCAGGCUCGCAGCUCCUACCUGGCCAGUGAGAUCCUCUGGGGCCACCGUUUCGAGCCUGUGGUCUUUGAGGAGAAGAACCGCUACAAAGUGGACUACUCACACUUUCACAAGACCUACGAGGUGGCUGGCACCCCUUGCUGCUCAGCCCGGGAGCUGCAAGAGAGCAAGAUCACCAUCCUGUCUUCUCCGCCACCUCCUAGUGCCUUCUGUUAUGAGAACGAGUUGGCCUUAGUCAGCCAAGACGAAGAUGAGGAUGAGGAUGAGGUGGAAGUGGGGCCCGGGUUAGGAGGAAGCACCAAGAAGGAUGGAGGAGUCAUCCAGAUGACGGAAUUUGGGAGUCACUUGGAUCUGGAACGGCUACAGGCUACCAUCCCCCUGGACACCAUCUCCUACCGCAGAGAGUCAGCCAUCUGACUCCUCCUGCCUUUCCAUUCCACAUCUAUUGCCCACCAUCUCCUUCUCCCUUUCACUCCAGUGCUUAGUUGAAAAAUUCCCCAGAGAACCUCCUUUGCCUAUGUCUCAGCCCCUGAGCAUGUACAGUGUGAGACAUGCUCAUGUUUCCAGUGGGCACAACCCACACUGGAACAGACUUCUUGCAACCAGAUGGGAGAGCAAUAUGUGUAUUUUGAACUCCCACAUUGACAGCUGAUGUGAGGGAAUGCCCCCCACAAGCCCCACCACUGUUGGGGGCUGGAACCAUGGGAAGACAGGCUUGAACCCAAAGCAAUCACCUCAGUACAACCGUUGGCCAUUAAAUGGGUCCAGCUUGUUACCAGAGACGAAGUAGGCUAUAAAUGCCAACCAAACUGGGAGGACAGGAGAAUCUGGGGGUCAUGGGGAAAGAGUGAAAAGGAUCUGGGAAGUGGGGUGUAUUUUGCAUGUUUUUUGCUUGUUGUACAUGAUAUUAUUGUAUAUAAAACAGAUCAAGAACCAAAAUCCAUAUUCUUCCAUUUAAAAUCCCAGAUCAGGAGUCAAGGACUCAGUAGCCCUCUUGACUCUCUCUCUGGCCCUUGGCAUCCUUGACUCUCAGAGGCAGGUUGACUCCACCGACGCAUCCCAAAUCUCCCUUGGUUCUUUUUUAAAACUAUUCC
This is a messenger RNA of Chelonia mydas (Green sea turtle), 3407 nucleotides long. RefSeq names its product potassium inwardly rectifying channel subfamily J member 4 (gene KCNJ4). The transcript has 3 exons. Gene Ontology annotation, molecular function: inward rectifier potassium channel activity. Gene Ontology annotation, biological process: potassium ion import across plasma membrane; regulation of monoatomic ion transmembrane transport. The coding region runs from base 1357 to 2730 and encodes 457 amino acids. The record is from RefSeq and is a predicted model, not a curated record. NCBI's taxonomy places the organism in Eukaryota, Metazoa, Chordata, Testudines, Cheloniidae. Gene Ontology annotation, cellular component: plasma membrane.